Messenger RNA from Penicillium argentinense, 942 nucleotides. RefSeq names its product RTA1 domain-containing protein. NCBI's taxonomy places the organism in Eukaryota, Fungi, Ascomycota, Eurotiomycetes, Eurotiales, Aspergillaceae. Bases 1 to 942 code for a protein of 313 amino acids. The record is from RefSeq and is a predicted model, not a curated record. The transcript is spliced from 3 exons. Gene Ontology annotation, cellular component: membrane.
AUGCCAAAUACCAUUCCUUCAACACCGGUCUCGCCUCGACUCGAGCAAGAGUCUUUCAGCAACAUGUCCAAUUCCUCCAUCACCGGCUGGAAAGCCUACGAAUACUACCCCUCCCUCGGCGCCGCGGUCCUCUUCAUCCUCCUCUUCCUCACCAUAACCAUAUUGCAUACCUUCCACCUCUUUCGAACACGAACAUGGUUCUUCAUUCCGAUGGUGAUAGGUGGAUACUUCGAAACAGUCGGAUACAUCGGCCGCGCCAUGUCUGCUAAACAAUCGCCUAAUUGGACGACGGGCCCUUAUAUCAUCCAGAGCACAUUACUACUCAUCGCGCCAGCACUAUUCGCAGCUAGUAUCUACAUGGAGCUAGGACGGAUUAUACUCCUAGUAAAGGGUCAGAGUUUCUCUCUGGUUCCGAUUAAAUGGACAACGAGUAUAUUCGUUGGUGGAGAUGUUUUGAGUUUUUUGAUGCAGGCUUCUGGUGCCGGUUUAAUGGUCUCAGGAUCCAGCGGCGACGGAUCAUCCGCAAAAACCGGGCAAAACGUAAUUAUCGGCGGCUUGUUCGUGCAGAUUAUUUUUUUCGGAUUCUUCCUUAUAUCCGCCCUCGUUUUCCAGCGCCGACUCGUCUCGAAUCCCUCUGCGUUGUUGGCGGCGGAUGCGCUGCCCUGGCGUAAACAUAUGUUUGCGCUACACACGUCCAGCGUGUUGAUUCUGAUUAGGUCUGUUGUGAGGGUCGUCGAAUAUGUGCAGGGCACCGGUGGGUUUUUGAUGAAGAAUGAGGUGUUUAUUUAUGUGUUUGAUGGAUUACUGAUGUGGGUGAUGAUGGUUAUUUUUGCUGUUAUUCAUCCGAGUGAGGUAAAUGUUUUGCUUGGGAGGAGUCGGAAGAUGACGAGGGGGUUCGGUCUUGGUGUUGUUGAUAUGGUGCCGUUGGUGAAUCGGGCGUAG